This is a messenger RNA of Henningerozyma blattae CBS 6284, 2544 nucleotides long. It is a transcript of the gene YMR1, whose product is annotated as phosphatidylinositol-3-phosphatase YMR1. The record is from RefSeq and is a predicted model, not a curated record. The transcript has a single exon. Lineage: Eukaryota; Fungi; Ascomycota; Saccharomycetes; Saccharomycetales; Saccharomycetaceae. Gene Ontology annotation, molecular function: phosphatase activity. Gene Ontology annotation, biological process: dephosphorylation. Bases 1 to 2544 code for a protein of 847 amino acids.
AUGGAAUACAUUAAAGUAACAAAAGUAGACAAUGUUCUACUCCAUCGGAAAGGUUGUACUUUCGAAGGAACUUUACAUUUAACUACCCAUCAUCUGAUAUUCACAAUACAGAAUUUAAAAUCAAAUACAAGUUCUAAUAAUGCAAAGGAAUUUUGGUUUGCUUAUCCUUUAAUAUUUUCAGUAUUCAAAAAUAAAGGCAGUGCAUUAUUAACAAAAUUAAAUCUUACAAAACAAAAUAAUACAAAUAUUGAAGAUUCAAAUGAAAUCACCGACAACUAUAAAAAUAACAGUAAUAAUAGCAGUAAGACUAAUAAUAAUAAUAGUACAAUUAAUAGCACAACACAUGUAUAUUCUAUCGAUUUAACAAAUGCUGAUUUAUGGUCUUUUGUUAACAUUAAAAUCAUUGGGAAAGAUUAUACAAUUUUCUCGUUGGAUUUUCAAAUUCCAUCUCAAGCAAAUGAUGUUUUUGAUUCUUUAUUAAGAUUGACUGUUUUGAAGAAUACAAAUCAAUUAUAUGCAUUUAUUUAUAACCCAGGUAAAGCAGAAUCGAAAUUUAACAGUUGGAAGAUUUAUAAUGUUAUUGAUGAAUUUAAAAGACAAGGUCUUGAUUUAAUAUCUUCAAAUUGCCCUUGGAGAAUUUCUGACAUAAAUAAAGAUUUCAAAUUCUGUAAUACAUACCCAAGGGAACUUAUUAUUCCAAGGGACGUUUCAGAUACUCUCUUAUCUCAUGCUUCUAAAUUCAGAUCUCAGUCAAGAAUCCCCGUAUUAUCAUAUUAUUACAAAGCUUCUAAUUGUUCCAUAACACGAUCUUCGCAACCGUUAACAGGGAUCAUCAAACAAAGAUCUCCACAAGAUGAAUCUCUAAUUUACAAUAUAUUUAAUACAAAUAAAGAAUCUACGCAAAAUAAAAAUUUAAUUGUAGAUGCAAGACCAAUGACGAACGCUUAUGCUCAAACAGCUUUAGGUGGUGGCACUGAAUUUUUAGAAUAUUAUAAUUUUAAUAAUUCAUCAAAAAGAAUCUUUUUGGGGAUUGAUAAUAUCCAUGUUAUCUCUGAUAUUAUGAAUAAUUUAAUUGAUAAUUUUUUAAGUGAUAAUGAUUUAAAUUUACCCAUUAAUUCGUUGAAAUUAAAUAAUAAAUAUUCAAAAUCUUUUAAUUGGUUAAAAUUAAUUAAGACAAUUUUAUCUUCCACUGAAACUUUAACUAAAUCAAUGAUUUUUAAUAAUUCAAAUAUUCUAGUCCAUUGUUCAGAUGGUUGGGAUAGAACAGCUCAAAUAUCUUCCCUAAUUCAAAUUUGUUUAGAUCCAUUCUUUAGAACCAUCGAUGGAUUUAUUAUCCUAGUAGAGAAGGAAUGGAUCUCGUUUGGUCAUAAAUUUCAAGAAAGAUCAAAUCAUUUAUCAAAUGAAAAUAUUUUUCAUGAUAAUACUGUUUCGAGUUUUAAUUUGAAAAAUAAUUCAAAUAAUAUUUCACAAUCAAGCCCAAUAAUAAAUGAUACUGAUGGAUUUUCAAGUUCUUCAUUAUUUGGUAAAGAUGCAAAUGAUUUUACUGAUUUCGAUACCCCACCAAAUACAACACAACCUUCUAUGAAUAUGGCAUCAACUAAUCUGUCUUCAUCAAACGAUAGCUCUAAUCCAUUAAAUUCUUUAUUAAACUCAAAUUUCAUUUCAAAUGUUACAAACCAUUUUAAUAAUUCAACUACUCCAUCAUCACUAUUACAAAUUUCAAAAUCAAAACAGUUUUCUUCACCAAUUUUCCAACAAUUUUUGGAUUGUGUUUAUCAACUAAUAUCCCAAAAUCCAAAUAAAUUUCAAUUUAACGAAAGAUUCUUAAGAAGAUUAAUUUAUCAUCUAUAUUCUUGUCAAUAUGGUACAUUUUUGUAUAACAAUGAAUUUGAACGUUAUGAAAGUCACUUAUCUGAUAAUACAAGAUCUGUUUGGGAUUAUUUUCUUUGUAGAAGAAACGAAUUUACUAAUUCAAAUUAUGUGGCUUCUCCCACUAAAACAAAUACACCAACAAAACAAUUUAAGACUCCAAAGAAUUUUGAAACACCUACAAAGGCUAACAUUCCUGAACAAGCAAAGACACCUACAAAGGGUGACACUCCUGUAAAUUUCAAUACACCCACAUCAGAUGAUAUUAAAGAAGAUGCACAAGAGGUGAAAGAUAAAUUGAAAAAAUUCAAUAUAGUUGAUCAAGACGAAAAUACAAAUAACACUACCUCUAAGGCAGAUUCUAGUGCAGCUCCUGUUAUAGACAGUAGUAUCGACUCUCUUGAUGAAUUUAGUAUUGAUCAAGCUUCAGAUAUUGAUGAUGUCGAUUGGAUAUUGCCUGAUAUAAAUAAUAUCAAAUGGUGGUGGCAAUUGUAUGAUAGGAAAGAUGAAGAGAUGAAUUCAAAUUUAAAUAACAAGAACUCCAAAUCUCCAGAUAGUAACAAAACUACAAAGAAAAGCUAUAUUGGUAUUAGUAAAAAAUCUAAUGAGCCAACUUCACAUGAAGAAAGUCUCUCUUUAAGAUUACCUAGCUUCAAUUUUUUCGGUAAAAGUUAG